AUGACUACGCCUAACAACGACGCUCGUGUUGUGACUGAUCACAACACACUGCGUUAUGGCUUGAAGAUCCCAGCCGACGUCUGCCAGCGCAUCAUCGGCAAACUGGUUGAGACCGUCGAGCUAGACUCGGUGUGCCACCAGUUAACCGCCGCAAUCGAUAGAAUGAAGAAACAGAACUUACUCGUCACCCAAGUCUUCGACCGUGGCGUGUUGGCGUUCUUCCCAAAGCGUCGCGACCUCCGCCAGCUCGACGCGUCGUUUUACCGAGACCCCUGGAACCGUCCACCGCCCAUCACGUACGAGGCCGACCCUGCGGUCGGUAUUUGGCUUCCGUACAACAAAGAGGAGGAGAACGAGGGCUGGCAGCCUGUGCAGCCGGCCGGCCAGCGUGCUGUGUGCCUUCUGCUCGAAGAAGACCACCUGCUAGGCGAAGAAGACCGCGCCGCCCUCAUGAUCAUCAUGGAGGAUGUCACGGAGGCAGAGACGUCGGACACGGAGAGCGAGUUUGGGACCGACGGAGAAGCGGAGGCGGACGCAGACGGCGACACAGACGACGGGGAGUAUCUGGGGGACGAGAGGAUGUUUGCAGAAGCGCGCGAGGCCGAGAGAGAGUCGGACGAUGAAGACUUCGAGGAACUUGAGGGGAGCGAGGGAGGAGACGCCGAAUCAGACGAGUCGAUGCCGAGCCUGCGAACGAACGUCAGUAAUGAGUCGAGCGGCGAGGAAAUGGACAUAAGCGACAGCGAGGAGAGCUGGGGAAUGAGUGAAGACGAGGAAGAGGCCGAGGACCGGGCCUUUGGGGAACUUCAGCGCGAGCUCGAGCGUGAGCGCCUAGCUGCGCACUUGUUCGGUAAUUGCCCGGCGCUGGACGACCUCAUAUCAGACCCGGACGACGACGCGCCGCCCUGCUCUCCUUCUCCUCCUCCGCCAUCUCCACGCCCGACCGCCGCGCCCUUCGACGGCACCAACGACCGCGCCAUCUGGCCAGACGAAGCCGCCGGCUUUGCCUGCCAGGAUGCCUGGCGCCCCCGGCCUUUGCUCCCUCACGCGGUGACACGCGUCGAUGACGACGCUCCCGUUCGACUUGCGCGGUACGUCUGCCCGCCCCUCGCCACCGCUCUUGCUACCCACCGCGUUCCACUGCAGCCGGCACCGCCGCAGGAGCCGCAUCCCUUGCCGCUCCCGGUGCCGGUGUUCAGCGUCACCAUCCCUGAACAACCUGCGCCGCCGCCGUAUUCCGGAACUCAGCAGGUGCGCGGGCAAGCUACUUACCGGUUUGGUACCACUGUGCUCGUCGAGCACGAAGAGGAGACCGCCCAAGAGCCCGAGGAAGGAGAGUACGAAGAGGCUGAGGCCCUGGUACGUGAACGCAUCGCCGAGCUCGUCCGAGUCCUGACGCGAGCCUACGAAAUGAACGCGCAGGCCUACGAACCGACGGCCCUCGUCACUAACGACGAGGUGGAUGCCCCUGCCACUCCUCCCACACCCGAACUCGCUGCCGACACCUCCAUGGACAACACUACGGUGAGCAGCAUUGAGACUAUCCCACCUUAUACCGGACCACUUGCGCUCGCGGCUGCCCGCGAGAUCGUCGUCGGACGCGCUAUCCCUGUUGCUGACACCACUGAGCGCCGCUACACUCUCCCCUACCUUGAGCCGACUCCCCCGUGGCGCAACGACACCGACAACGACGUGCUCGACGACGUCCGUGAGUACCGCCGCCGAGUUCUGACGUUGCAGCCCGACCGAGGCCCGUCUCUUAACGUGCCGAACCCAGGGCAAGCGUCGCGUCGCUACGACCGCGACAGCACAACCGGACCGUUCGACUUGGCGGCCCUUGUGAGUAUCCGCCGCGCCCUUCUUCGCAUCCUAGACACCCAGUACACCUCCGCAGUCACCGCCGGGCUUCCCAACCUGUUGGACGACUUGCGCUGUGGACGAUUCGGCUGGGACAAAAAGGUCAUGGAGGUCGUCUUUCCUUACAGCGAACACUACGGCAAUGUGUUUCUAUUCGCCGAAGAGCAGCUCCUCCUACGGCAGUGCAAGUAUCUCUGGACGCAGAACAACCUCCGCGGACGCUAUGACGAGCGCAUCCAGGCGUGCCAGCGGGCCUUGGACUUUCGCACCACCCGAUACGACGACCGAGCGAUCCGGACGUUUCGGCUCACGGGACGACUCGGGAAGCUCGGACUCGCUCGGGAGCUUGUCACGUACCCCUCUACUGUGGCCCCCCGUGACUAA
Phanerochaete carnosa HHB-10118-sp is the source of this 2241-nucleotide messenger RNA. RefSeq lists its product as uncharacterized. Lineage: Eukaryota; Fungi; Basidiomycota; Agaricomycetes; Polyporales; Phanerochaetaceae. The record is from RefSeq and is a predicted model, not a curated record. The transcript is spliced from 3 exons. Bases 1 to 2241 code for a protein of 746 amino acids.